This is a messenger RNA of Xenopus tropicalis (tropical clawed frog), 3758 nucleotides long. RefSeq names its product coiled-coil domain-containing protein 40 gene 2 (gene ccdc42.2). Bases 163 to 3201 code for a protein of 1012 amino acids. Gene Ontology annotation, cellular component: extracellular region. Gene Ontology annotation, biological process: axoneme assembly. The transcript has 19 exons. Lineage: Eukaryota; Metazoa; Chordata; Amphibia; Anura; Pipidae. The record is from RefSeq and is a predicted model, not a curated record.
ACCUGUUUAGUUCCAUUCCAUACCAAAUCCUGAUCCAUAGCUGUAGCGCACAAUCAUAUCUCCGUUUCACUGUCAGCCCACCCCCAUCUCACCCUGCACUAUUGGUACGCUCCACCAAAGCGACACUCUCCCGGAAGUUGAUAGCGUCGCUUAGCAACAGUUAUGUCUGCGAACGGGAGCCCUAGAUCUGGAGCAGAAGAUGUCCCUGAUACAGAAGAGAAGCCACAGGCCACAAAUAAUGCGGCUGCAAGUGAAGACAUAUCUGUUGCAGAAGGAGAACAACCUCUUUCACCAAAAGCUUCUGACACAGAUGAGGCAAUGAUUACCAGCAGUCACAGUGCGGUCCCUAACUACUUUGGUGACAUUACCCAGAGGUCAGCCCUGUCUCAGGAUAUGGAGCAACUUGAAGAAUCAGGUGAAACAGGAGUGGUGGGGUCAUCGUCCUAUUCCACUUUUCAUCAGUUUGCCAUGCAGAUGGGAGAGACUGAUGAUGAGGCAAAUAACCAAGAUUCAGAUGACCCAGUAGGGGAAGAGGAGACAGCUGAAGAGGAAGAGGAAAAGAAAGAAUAUGAUGAUAAAGAAUCAGAACUGGUUGUCCUGGACCCAGACCAUCCUCUGAUGGGAAGAUUCCAGACGGCUCUCAAGACCUAUUUAACAAAACAGAUCAAGAGUCUGGACCUAGAGUUGCGUGAAAUGACUGAAUCCAUGAAGAAUAAUAAGAAAGAGCGUGAGGAUCUUGGCAUGUUUCUGUAUGGGGUGCAGCAGGAACUGGCUCGCCUGCAGAUGGGACUUGAAAAGCAGCAUGACAAACAUUCACAUGUCUCUGUCCAACGCCGUCAGAAAGAGGAUGAGCUGGAAACAAUAAGGAAUUUGUACAAGAAGACCCAUCAGAUCACAGACACAGAGCGCAAGAAAGUAUCCUCCAUGCAGACAGAGGUAGAAAAUUUAGCACUGAGGCUUUUUUAUAUGGAGAAUAUGAAUCGGGAUGUGCGUUCGGACAUUAAUGUAAUGAAACGUGCAGUGCAGAAAGCAGAGAUGGAGAGGCUGCAAGCAGAGGUGGAGAAAAAAAAACAGGAUAUUUUUGUGGAUCGGCUUACCUGUGAGGUGGACCGUCUUCGUGAGCAGAUUGCCCUUUAUGAAGCCCAAGUCUCUGCACAGAGAGAAGACACUAAGGCUGCAAGGGAGACAGUAGCAGAGGCCUGUAUGGAGAUUGAGGCCAUUGCUGUAGAGAAGAAACAGCUUAUUCAGCAGUGGAACAGCAGUCUGAUUGGUAUGACAAGACGAGAUGAAGCCUAUGCUGCCAUUCAGGAGGCUUUUAGUCUUGCUCAACAGGAACUCCUCUCUAUAGACGCUGAGAUUGAAGGCUGUAAGAAGACAAUUACAAAGGAGGAGGAGAGAAAUGAGCAGCUUAACUUCAUGUUGAACCGUGCAGAAAGUGAUGCCGCUAUGAGCAAGAAACAGGUCGCUCAGUCUCUUACUAAGCAGGAGGCAUUGCGCCUGGAGUUCAGCACAUAUGCACGUACAUUGCAGGAGACUGAGCAAGCGAUAAAUAGGGUCGCUGUUGAGCGGUCUGGGUAUGUGAAUGAAAUCACAGCUAUGCAGAAAAAAAUUGAGAAAGAAUCUCAGGUGAAAGUGAACCUCGAAGCACAGAUAUUGGCAAAGCUGCAAGAGAAGAUGACAUCUGACAAGGCAGCCAAAUAUUCCUCUCUCCUUGCAGCCAAGCUGCAAAAGCAAACGCUAGAAUUGGAAAUUAAUUGUUCAAAGGUAGAAAAUGAAACAGCUCAGAUCUCUCUGGAGAUCAACCACAGCUUGUCACGUAUGAAAGCUCUGCAGAAGACUCUGGUUGACUUGGACAAAAACAUUGAAGACACCAAUGAUCUGAUUUCCCAAAGUCAGAAUGAGAUAACCAAACGUACACUGGCAAUUGAGAGGAAACAAGCCACCAUUAAUUUAUUCAGCAAGCAAAUAGAAGCCACCAUCGCACAGACUGGGGGGAAAGAAGUGGGACCAUUGGAAAUCCAAAUCACUGCAUUGACCAAGCAGAUCGAUGAAUGCAACUCAGAGAUCAUGUCACUCCAGCAGUACUGGCUGCGACUACAGACUGAGAUGGUGAAUCUAACCAAGCAAAGGGAAGAACAGGAUGCGUCUGUGGAAAUGCUGAGGAGAGAACUUACUAUCCUACAGCAGAAGAAAAUUCGUACUGAAAAUGAAAUAGAGCAAGAAAAGAACGAACAAAAAGAUAUUGAACAUCAUAUGAGGAACCUGAAAAAUGACAUGGUUCGGCUCAACAUGCUGCUUAGCAAGAAUAGCAGCACUAAAGAACAGCUCCAGCAGAACAACCAGCUGAUGGAAAGCGAGUUCAUGCGCUCGCUUCGUGAGGCAGAAAGGGAGUCUAUAGAGAUGCAGGAAAAUCUACGAAACCUUCAAGAAGAGAAGGAAAGAAUUCUUCACAGCCUUGUUGAAACAGAGCAUCAGAUCAUGUUGUGGGAAAAGAAGAUCCAGCUGGCAAAGGAAAUGCGAAAUGCAGUGGACUCUGAGAUUGGGCAGGGUGACAUACAAGCAAUGAAAGCUGAGAUACAUAGAAUGCAGAUAAGACACUCGCAGCUAAUGAAACAACAAGAGAAGAUGAUUUGUGACAUGGAGGCUGUGGUAUCUCGAAGGGAAACGAUUGCAAGGAGGGGACAAGGACAAAGUGAGAAGAAUAAGAAGCAGUUAACCGUCAGUGACUUUCGUAGGAAACUACAAGACUUAAGGAAAAAAAUAAAAGAAAUUCAGAAAAACACAGAAGAGUGCACAGACACCAUUGCUGACCUAGAAGACACCCAGGAGUCACUCACUGCAGCCAUUGCUGAGAAACAGCACAAUAUCUCCACUAUGAAACAGGAUUUUAGUUCCACGGCGGCUGAAAUAGAACAGCUGCAGGAAAAAAAACGACAGAACCUGUUGCAAAUCGUGUCCUACCAGACCCGCCUGAAGCACCUGCAGGCUGUGAAAGAUGGAAAAUAUAAACCUCUUUGCAGCACAUGGCAAGCACUGGAGGCAGAGCAGCACAAACAAGAGAGCCGCAUACACACAAUCAGCACCAUAAUCCACCAAAUUCAGCAAGAGUACCCACAGUUCCAGAGUGACCUGCACAGCAUCAGUCUGGCUUUUGAAGCACACACAGGAUCCCAGACUGAUACAUCCGAGAGGGCACCUUGACUAAACACUGACAAACAAAAGAAAUGAUCUUCUUAUAGAUAUUUAACUAAUAUCAUAGUAAAAAAUACAAAGUAUAGCUCACUCUUUGCUUUUUUUUAGCACUGGCUAGUAAAUCUCUAUUGAAUACUGCUAUAUCACUAUAGUUUAUAUAAAUAAGCUGCUGUGUAGCUGGGGGGCAGCCAUUCUAACUGGAGAAAAGAAACAGGUUACAUAGCAGCUAACAGACAAGCUCUAUAAAAUCCCAUAGUGUUUUACUGGACUUAUCUGUUAUCUGCUAUGUAACCUGUGCCAUUCAGCCCUAUUUCAGUUUAAAUACUGUAGCUACCCUCUAUAGUUACACAGCAGCUUUGAUUACACAAGAUAUAGUUUUCUUUCUUUCACACCAGUUUAACCAGUGCAGGGCGACCCUACAUAAUAUUUUAAUUACUUUAAUACACUCAUUUUUUUGGUGUUACUGUUCCUUUAACACAAAAAGUUUCAUCAUGUAAUGCUAUUAUGUGCUGUGGCAUAUGUUGGAUUUUAAUUACAACUACAUGUAUGGAAACUGUUAUCCAGAA